This is a messenger RNA of Tachyglossus aculeatus (Australian echidna), 2401 nucleotides long. RefSeq names its product BAG cochaperone 3 (gene BAG3). The coding region runs from base 136 to 1857 and encodes 573 amino acids. Gene Ontology annotation, molecular function: protein-folding chaperone binding; adenyl-nucleotide exchange factor activity. The transcript has 4 exons. Gene Ontology annotation, biological process: negative regulation of striated muscle cell apoptotic process; muscle cell cellular homeostasis; protein stabilization. Gene Ontology annotation, cellular component: cytoplasm; membrane; cytosol. NCBI's taxonomy places the organism in Eukaryota, Metazoa, Chordata, Mammalia, Monotremata, Tachyglossidae. The record is from RefSeq and is a predicted model, not a curated record.
ACAGCCCGCUCCGGGGGGGGGCCAAACAGUAGGCUGGAGCUGGGCACAGCAAAACUGAGCUGGGCAGAGCUGGGCAGGGCAGGGCCAAGUUAAGCAGAGCUGAGCUGGGCAAAGCAAGGCAGGGCAGAGCACAGCAUGAGCGCGGCCACUCACUCUCCGCUGGUCCAGAUGGCGACCAACAGCGGGGGCGGCGACCGAGCCCCCCUGCCCCCGGGCUGGGAGAUUAAAAUCGACCCCCAGACGGGCUGGCCCUUCUUCGUGGACCACAACAGCCGCACGACCACCUGGAACGACCCGCGGGGGGCCCCGGACGGCCACAAGGAGAGUCAGUCCUCUGCAAACGGCCCGACCGGGGAGAGCCCGAAGCCGCAGGUGGCCAGAGAAGGGACCCCGGUGUACCCUCAGCUGCGACCCGGCUACAUCCCCAUCCCGGUCAGCCACGAAGGCUUGGAGAACAGGCCGCAGCAGCCCCCGUCUCAUUCCUUUCACCAGCCGGGCGUGCAGCGGGUCAGAGCGGAAACCGUGGCCCAUCCCGCCAGGUCGCAGUCGCCUCUGCGGGCCUACGGCCAGCCCGAGUCGCCUCUCAGGGGCCCGGCCGAAGCCGGCCAGCCGGACAGACAGUGCGGACAGGCGGCGGCGGCCGCCGCCACCCCUCCGCCUCCCGCCUCUCACGGGCUUGAGCGAUCUCAGUCUCCGACCGCUUCCGACUCCCCGCCGCCGGGCCCGCCUCAGCCGCCCGGCCGAGCCGGCCUGGGUGGCCACCCGCUUCCCCGCGGGUACAUCCCCAUCCCCGUGAUCCACGAGCAGAACGUGCUCCGGCAGCCUGCCCAAGCCUACCACCAGGCCCAGAAGACCCAUUACCCGGCGCAGCAGGGCGACUACCAAACCCACCAGCCCGUCUACCACAAGAUCCAGAGCGACGAGUGGGAGCCGAAGCCCUUCCGCGCCCCGUCCCCGUUCAGGAUGCCCCCGAAAGCCUCGGCCAGCCGGGAGAGCUCGCCCGGCAGAGCCGGCCCGCAGAUUCCUCCCCCGUCUCCCGUCCGGGGGCACACGGUGGCGGACAAACCCACCCAGGCAUCUCCUCAGCCGCCAGCGCCGCACCAAGAGCCGCCUCCAGCGCCUCAGCCCAAAAACAAGCCGGAAAGCAAGGCCGGGACAGACCCGCCGCCAAGUUACGUCCCGAUUCAAGUCGUCCACGAGGAGCUCGAUUCCAAGCCGCUUCCGCAGAAGCCCCCGCCUCCGGCCGAGAGGGUUGAUCUAAAGAUCCCCCCUCCUCCCGUCCCCGUCCCUUGUCCCCCGGCGAGCGGGGCUUCGGAAGAGAGGCCGGCCCCGGCGGAAGCCCCACCUCCGAAGACGGCGGAGGGGGACGACGGCCCGAAGCACCCCGGCGUGCUGAAGGUGGAAGCCAUCCUGCAGAGGGUCCGAGGCCUGGAGCAAGCGGUCAACUCGUUCGAAGGCAAGAAAACUGACAAAAAGUACCUGAUGAUCGAAGAGUACCUGACCAAAGAGCUGCUCGCUUUGGAUUCAGUGGACCCGGAGGGCCGCCCGGACGUGCGUCAGGCCCGGAGGGACGGCGUGAGGAAGGUCCAGAAUAUUUUAGAGAAACUGGAACAGAAAGCCGUAGACGGCCCGGAUCAAAUCCAGGUGUACGAACUGCAGCCCGGCUUGCCGGAGAGCGCUCACCCUCAGCAGGAAAUCAUGGAGGUGGACGCUGAGGCGGACAGGGGCAAGAAGGAUGCGGAAAACCGAGGGGUCGGAGAGGACUCCAAAUCGGAAACGCACCAGCCGGAAACGAGGGGAGCCGCCGCGGAUCCCGCCAGCACAGCCGACACAUCCAGCAAUCCCACAGGACCUUAGCCGUCUGCUGAGAGCAGAAACCUGGACUUGGGACUGAUUGUGUGUUUAAAGAAAUUUUAGGUUGCAUGUCUUUCAGGAGCUGAGCACCAAGGGGUUUUUAAUCUACGUAGCAGCUUGGGACACAGGAAACGCUCGGAGAUAACGAACAACCCAAGGGCUAGAAUGAAAAUCCCGCUUGUACUCUGUAGUCUUCUCUUGUAUAAAUAAGGAAAUCGCCUCCCGUUUCAAGAAGCUAGCCCCGUCCCUCGGUGGGUUUUGUGCCAUAUUCGUGCCGGGGUACUGUGAUGUCAACAUCGGUAUGAGCAGUCUCACACGGUUUGUUCCUGGGCUGUUAUUGGAAAAGCCACGCCCGGUCCCGAACGGUAUGACGGAUUCUUCAAAAGUUGCCACUUGAAUAUGAUUUUUUUUUUUUUUCCUUUUCACAAUUGGGCACUUUAAUGAUGGGUAGAAAGUGUGCAAGGAGUUGUAGGACUAUUUAUAAGUGUGGACGAUUUCAAUGCUAUAUUUUAAAAGGAAAAUAAAACAAUAAUAUAUUAACCUGAAA